GAUUAUAGAUUUCUUUUUGUUUGAUUGGCCGUUUGAGGAAGCAAAUGGAAUAUAUUUUUACUUUACCAUAGUAAUUAUCACUGCCUGUAUAAACUCAGUUAAAGCUGACAUCUUAUAUAAUAUUGCAAACUGUUAACCGGCGCAAAUUGCAGUUUAAUGUAUUAAAGGCUGCCUGGCACACACUGUGUCCAGUGAAGUAACAACCAAGACUGUCAGUCUAAACUGACUGAAACACAUAAUGUGUGCAAUUGGUGUUGACAUCACUUUCAAGCUGUAUUGGAGUCAUGAAUGAAUAUACAGUGGUCAUGCAUUAAAGGCUUUGUGAAUAUGUGGCUGUCACUCUGAGUCUGUAAAAUGAUCUUCAACCUUUUCGACCUCUAAUGCAUUUCGUUCAGUGGAAUUUAUUCAUACAAUUACAAUGGAAACAUGGAGUGGGGGAGGCUUCAAAACCCACAAUACUCAACUGAUCAAAAUGAUAGUCAGAAAUUUUCCUUUUGUACACAUCAAAUUGGCAUGGGGACAAACAUGCAUGUUUUCUGAGUUUAGGUAAUAAUGUACGCAAUGACCUGCAUACCUGUGCGUUGUGAGUUGAAAAUAUCACAAGAUAAAGAAUAAAGUCAAAAUUUGAGCAUAUGAUAUCAGAAGUUGAGCUCUGCUGGGUUGGCCGUAAUUAGUGUAGACAGUAGAAGACAGUCAGGAGGUUUGUAUCGUAGAAAUACUUUUAAUUCAUAUAUUUACUGAGUAGUGCAGAGUUCAAGUUGUUUGAUAUUUUAAGCUCCUCAGAGUGAUGAAAUCUAUAAAAAUUAAGGUCACCCAUUAUGAUUUAACAGUGUACAUAUACAUGUUUUGGAUUCCAUUUAUAUCAUUGUAAAGCAUCAUGAAAGUGAACAAAAUGCAACAAUUAAUCUUUUAUGUGUCUGAAAUAUGAAAAUUUUCAUGGCACAGUUUUAUAACCUCGGUUCAAUUUGAAGUCAUCAUUUAAAUUUUUGAACACUGACCCCUAUAGUCUGAGAAGAAGAGAUUUGUUGAUUUUUUUUUCUAAUUUUUGUUGCUUUCAGAAAAAGUAUUUUGAUCAUUGUCCACUUGACAUGGCACCAGUUUCAAGCCAGGAUAUGGAUGGAACUAGGGGAGACUCGGGCUGUGCAGAGUGGUACCUGAACAACAUUAACUCAAUGCCUUGCCAGUUUUCUGCGUCUCGUCCCUCUGAACAGCAUAUGCAGUAUAACUUGUUUGGAUAUGAUUGUGAUAAUAACCAAUCUAAUUCAAAUUCCAAUAUUGCCAACGACCGUUUUACAGCAAUGGAUGAUCUUGUGGCCCGAAUAAUUGAUGAUCAGGAAGAUUCUUCUCUGUUCACCUCCAACAGUCUCUAUGGUAGUGAAGACUCCGCAUCCCAGUGUAACUCAGACAUUUUUUCAUUUGAUGGGUCUCCAAGCUUUAAUUUGGCUAGUGUUUGGUCAAAUGGAGGAGAGAACUUGCCAUCCAUUAGAAAUGAACAACAUUCUACAUUGGAUGUCUCUUAUCCUCGUAACUUGAAGCUUUGGGAGGAUAGCAUGACAGAUAUCAUGGAAAAUGGUUUACCUUGCUUUGCAAAGGAUGCCUCAGACCACAACCUGCAACAAACACCAGAAGAUGCCUACAACAAUUUUCUUUCGCAUUCUCAGCAUUCUAAUGACGACAGUAGAAGCUUAUCUUUGAGUAACUCUCUGUAUGGAAAAUGUAGCAUAUCUUCAAGUGCUCAUUUAAUAAAUAGCUUUUCUUCAAAUGAAAUGCAUAUAUCGUCUCCCCCAUCUCAAACAGCAAAUCGUCAAAUGCCUGGAAGAACGAAAUGCCCACAGCUCAUUACACAACCUCCUUCAUGUGAGCAUGUCGGUGAUAAAGCUCAGAAUCCCAGAAUGUCUUUCAUAAGUGGAAGAGGAGUUUCUUCCUAUAAUACAGCUGACUUUGCCAAAUCAGCAGCUAAAGGCCAGCAAGCAAUUAUGGGACAUACAACAUCUCAGAAAAAUCACACCUUUCACAUUCCUCAUUCAGUUCAAGAACAUUGCCUGGAACAAGAACGCCACAAGUCAACAAUUGAAUGUAGCAGGCCAGAUUACCAAAUACAAAUGAUGACUCCAGAGAAAAGACACCAUCCUGGUCAGAUCAAAAACAUAGCUCAUCCCAUACAAAUCUUGACAAGUACCUCAAGUGGUCAAGCUCAUUGCUGGUCAAAUCCAAGUGCUUGCACAUUACCAGAAGACUCUGUGAAACAACCAGUAACAACAGCAAGCCACCAAAACAAUGCUUUCAACUGUGCACAGAGAAGCCAGCGGUCACAGGGAUAUAAUCAACUGAUGGCUGAAGGGACUCUAUUGCAGAGCAGACUGUCAGGAAGGCUUCAAAGAAAUGGACCUGAAUGGCAGAACCUACCUAAAGAGUCUAAUUUAUGCGGCAAAAUACCCUCUGAAGUGAUGAGAGAAUCUUAUGAGCUGGCAGCGCGAAGAGGGGAAUGUGAUAUGAAUGCAACUAACCUUGCUAACAGAAAUCAUCAGACAGAAGGUAUUCGCCAACGUUGCUUUGGUGAGCUUCCAGCAGACUUGUGUACUCCUGCUGGCCAUUUUCCAAGAAAACCUAUGGUAAAGAUUCCUGCACACUUUCCUAACUCAAUGUUUGGGCCCCACUCUGCUGCAUUUUAUGGAGAACCAGUUGAGUAUUGUGUUGAUCCCUACCUCCAGCUUCCACCUGCUUUCUAUGGUCCAGAGUUAUUUUAUGAUAUUCCGCCAUAUUCAGUGUUUGGACUAAGACAAGUUUAUCCAGGAUUCAGACAUCCAAGGACUGGUCCAUCAAAUGAGCUCCAUUCCAAACUUGAGGAAUGCUAUGAACAGUUUAAGGCUAUUGAAAAGGAAAGAAAAAAGACUGAGGCAGAGCUUGCACGGCAAAAUCCAGCAAAGAAGAUCACCAGUAAUAAUACAUUGCCAAUACCAAGACUCCCACCGAACCCAUCAAGAGUUGACAGAUUAAUAAUUGACUCUUUCCGGGAGCAUGCAAGGAUAAUCACUCUUGUUGAUCGCAUGGAGAGACUCAGGGUUGAAUCUGUACAUGUGAACAUCCAAACAUCCCUUGACCAGUGGUUAGAAGCUAUUAGAAAAGUUCAAACCAUGAGGAAGGAAGAAAUCAUGAAUGCAUCAGAUAGAUAUCACCAUGGAGGCCAAAGACAUCCUGAUGACAAAGAUGUUCUUGGGCUGGCAACAAGUAUUGGUAUGUUGUCAGUGUCAACAAGACGUGCUCGAACCGCUACCUGGUGUGCUCUUCAAAUGGCUAGCAAAGAUGUACCUGAUAAGCGCUUUCUGUGAAACAAGCUGCACCAAGGAUUUUGAGUAAAUUUUAUGACCUUUGUAGUACGACAUUAACAGGGACCUUCACAUUCUGGUCAUCAGUCAUGUGACCGUUUUUUUUAUUAAGACUAGAUCCACCUCACAAAACUCGGUGAAAGGUUAUGAAUGGUUGAGAUCUAAUUGUUUGUCAACUAAAUUCUAUUCAUCGUUCUGGAAUUUCUUUAAAUGUUGUAUUAUGAGACAAAUCAGACAAUGUUAAGUGAAAAAAAAAGAACAAAAUUCUUGGCAGCAUCUGCUAAUUGGCAGUGCGAUUGUUAAAUGGUUUGUCUUUGUAAAUUCAAUAUUUUGAUAUGUAAACGGCUCAAGUCUAGUUCAGAAUAUUGCCACAAUAUGAAUUAUAGAUGUACAUUGUAGUAUGAAAUUAAUAACCUAUUUAUUAUAAUGAAUGAAGAAAUCCCUUUAUUCAUUGUGGAUUAUUGUUGGUCUUUUAAGGUAUAUUUGCAAAGUACAGUGUAAAAGCUAUUUUCUGCUGAGUUAAAGAUUUAUUUUUUUAUUUUUGUUACAUUUCAGCACCACACCAUACUCAUACAACUAUCAUCAUUUAGUGCUGUAUCAGAAUCAGAAAUUAUUGUUGAAAAAAUAUGGCUUUGCUGCAUUUAUCAAAAACGUUUUCUGUGGUAGUUCAUGUGUUGUAAUCCUGCUAUACAAGAAGGUAAAAUUGUUAGACAAGUGUGGUGGUGGGGUGAAACUCUAAUUGUAUAGACAUGAAGUGCUCUUACAUAAGAUCUAUUUUCUGAAUGUACUUAAUUUGCUUUUUAUGUUGAUGUGAACAGUGGUUAUAUGUAUGUGUGGACACUUAAUGUUUUAUAUAUAUUUAAUGGUUUAUUUUUUUUUAUUCAGUGUUUUUUGUUUAUGGUUCUUAUCUACAUGUAAAUUCAUUUGGGAUUUAAAUUGGUAUCAAUUUCAUAUAUUAUAGAGGACUUAUAGUCAGGCUCAAGUUCUUUUUGUAUCAUAACAUUCCAUUUUUUACGGACAUUCCAGUGUUCAUGUUUUGACAACUGUCUCUUUAUUAACAAUUCUAAAGAUCAUACAAACCAGAUGAAUAAUUUCAUCUUCAGUUUUUAAAGGUUCAAAUUGUGUGACGCUUUGUUUAUGACCAUGUUCCUUUCAGGCUAUUUGUUUUUGGUUUUUGUUAUAUAUUUCCCCUCAAGUCAUUUAACAUUUAGAUAUUGUCAGUUGUAUAUUGAGCUUUUUUGCUAAGGCUCAUAGAUAAAAGUCUUAAUAUGAACUAUAUUAUUAUAGGCUGCAGAAGCACAGACAACAGAGCUGAUGAGCUUGGUACUAGAUCUGAUUUGUUAUAUAAGUUUGGCUAGUUAAAAUGAAACUGUUGAAAGCAAGUGGGUCUUGUUAUUGGCUGAAUGUGAUAAAGGGUGUUAUAUUCAUAUGGCAGUGGGCUGCAUGUAAAUAUUCAUGUCACUAAUAUUAAACUAUACACUUCUUACGUGCUCAUUUGUAACUUAUGGAAUCUUGGAAAAAGGCUGGUUAUUAUUUAAACUGAUCAUGUAAGUUUGAUCAUGCCUAACCUAAAUUAUUUUUAUGAUAAUGUAAUCAACAAUGCAACUCCUUGUGAAUCAAAUAUACUUUGACCUUACGAUUUGUUUGUUUUAAAGUAAUUUCAAAAUGUUAUCUGUUCAUUCAGAGUGUCUUUGCUUUUGUAUUAUAUUAGAUUACAGUUGUGUAUCAGACUAUUUGCCAGCAUAUCAGAGAAAGUAUAUGCAGUAAUGUAUUGCUUUCUUUUAUAUUGAACAUUCAUCGUAAGAUUGAAAUGUGAUUGAGACCAGGUGCUGUCUUAUUUUAAAAAUUAUUUUGAUUUGAUUUGUGAAUGUGAUUGGCAUGUUAAGUGUCUGGCUGGGUGAUACAGUUAUACUGAAGAUAUAGUUAGAAUAAACUGACUUUCACAAAAUUAUCUCACUACUUCAGACUGCAUAUAUAUAUAUAUAUAUUUUUUUUUUCUUCAUAAACCUUUGGUAAUACAGUUAAGUGUACUGUUUCAAAAGUCUUUUCAAGUGGUGCAAACAAAUAGUACGAAAAGAAAAAGAAUCUUAUCAAUGUCGUAUGAUUGGAAUUAAACCCUGAUCACACAAAAGAAUAUUUUAAUAUUCCAUGUGGUUAUUAGAUGUUUCAAGGAAAUCGCCCAGCAUACCAUGCAUGUCAGAGACACUCCCAAGCAUAUGUGAAAAUAAUAUGCAGCUGUUUAAUACAGGAGUUUGUUUAUAAUCUUCUUGUUUCAUUUCAGGAGUAAUUAGCUGAGCAAAAUCUGCUACAAAAUGUAAUUUAUUGAUACAAUACGGCAUGCAUUGAAACUGAUAUCUGUAAUUUAUUAGAUGUCAUAUUCUUAAAUAAAAGAAAUGGGUUUAUUCUUUCAACACCAAAGAUAUAUGUACAUGUAUGUAUUUUGGCAAUUUUAUGAUUCCUUAUGUAUUCAGUUGGUAUUUAUUAUUUAUGCUGAGUGAGUGGUUUGUUUUUGGUUCCUUAUUGGGGUUUUUUUCUGUUUAAUGUUAGGUGUGAUGCAAUAAAUUGUACUUGCAGAAGUUCUGUAUAUUUAUAUUAAGGCUGCAGUUACCUCUGAAUGAUAACAUAUAUUUUCUGUAAAAUGCACCCUUUCAAACCUCUAGAGCUUGAUGGUCUAAGUACAUGUAUAUAUCAAGUGCUUGUUCCUUAGCAUUGUUAACCGUUGUAUUAUUAAAUUAUAGGAUUCCAACUCUUAAAUUAAUAGCAUUAAGGCGAUAAUUAAAUGCUAUCGUCUGUAUCAGUACCCUGUAUGUUAUAAUGUUAUUUUUGUACAGAAAUGAUUUGAAUAAAUACUUUCCUUAAGUGUUAAGUUAUUUAGAUGUGAUGUAAUUGAUAAAGAAGCCUUGAAUGUAGUCUUUCAUGUCAUUAUGGUACACAGUACAGUCGUAGAUGCUAACAUAUGCAGACACCAUUUUGUCUACUUAAACCUGAGAGUAGUGAGACUUUAGUGAGUCUUUAGUGAGACACUAUGAAUACAUGUAGCUUCUGAGCACUUGAAACACUGUUGAAUUCAUUUCUCAGCCUGAACAUGUUUUAUUGAUACAGGGUAGGAUUUCUGCAUGCUAAAUGACAGUUUAAUGUUGUUGUAAUUACCUGUCUGUUCAUGAAAAUAAUAUAAGUUCAGUAUCAGGCGUCGUUAUUUGGCUAUAGUAUUUUUCCAUCAAUGAGAGACAAAUCCAACUUCAUAGAGAGCUAAAAGUCAGUGUCAGUGGUACAGCCUCAAGGAAUGUAUAUGCAAUACUUAUUAUAUAUUUCAUAGUGUUGUAAAUAUUAUGUGUGUGUGUGUAUCUAUAUAUAUAUAUAUGUUGCUAGUAGUGGAAUAAGCUAAGUGAUAUUUCCAUAAUUGAGUAUAAACAGAUGUUUAUUGGUUGAAGGAAAUAAUGCUCCUCUGACGACAUUGUCAACCACUUGUUCACAUUUCACAGGAGAAAAGUAUAUAUAUAUAUAUAUAUACAUUGUAUAUUUAAAUGUAUUGUAAUGUUUCAGUGGUUCUAGGAUUGUCUUUGUUCAUUGUGGUUGUUAUUUUGACACAAUCAAUGAAUUCCCAGGUUGUGAAUUGCAUGUGAUUUGUAUAUCUUAAAGUAUUUUUAUAUAUGUCAGUGUAAUUGACACAUCAUAAGCAUUGUGGCAGAACCAAAAUACUUUGAUGUUAUAUUUUCACAAUAUAUUUCUUAUGUACAUUUAGAUGCAAUGAAUUAGUUCUUGAAAUGUAUGGUAUAUAUGCACAGAUUUAGCACUCAGAUUACCAGCUGAAACGCUAUACUUACAAUUAAAAUUAAAACCUGAUUACUGUAAGUUUUUCAUUAUUCAUUACCUACCAAGAACAAUAAAGUAUUUGGGUAAAAAGUAACGUUAGCAAAACAUCAUGUCCAUUGUGAAAGACUUAUAAGUGAAAUUAGAACUGUACUUAGCAAAUGGUUGUUGUUAGGAAGAUCUUCUGACCAGAAAUUUUCAUUCAAUUUCUAAUAGAUCUUGAAACUUCAACGUACUAUAGUCAAAAGCACCCUAUAAAUUAGUCUUCAAGUAAAGUGCCAAAUGUAUGUCAAAACUAAACUACAACCUGUUCCAGUCAGGGUUUGUUUUUGUUACAUGUGUAAAGUUUCUAGAUCUGAGUUUGUCCCUUCAUAUUAUAAGUAUCAGACAACAUCAAUGGGCAGAAUAUUUUUACUUCUUUGUAAGGUGUUUGGUUAAUGGAUAUGUGAAUCUUAUACACUGUAGAACUAGUAAAGAUUUUUUUGUUGAUUCACUUUUGUUCUUUAGCAGCAACUGUUUAGGGCUUGCUCAGAGCAUUAUGUUUACACCAUGAUGACAACUGAGGAGGAAAGUUCAUCUCAUAACAAUCUGGUUAUCAGUGCAUAGAUAACUAAGUGCUAUUAGAACAGAUAUGACAGAAACAACAUUUAUGUGGUGGUUGGAUCAUGGUCCACAUAUUCUUAUUUUAUGCAGUUUAUUAUGUGACUUUAUUAUGUAUAAGUAGUUGUGAUACACAUAAAACAUCAUUUGUGAAGUUACCAGUAUUUUGAGGAAAAAUUGUUCAAAUUUCAUACCUAAAAGAAACAGAUCAGUGGUGAUUAUGGCAAGAGGAAUUGACAUGAUUAUAAACCUAUCCACAACAAUGCAACAUUUUGUUUUCUUUGAUUUUCUGUGGUUAGUGUGGAUAUACUUGUUUAGCUUUUGUUUGCUGGUGCAUUUAUGGUAUGUUUUAUUGUAUUUUUGCACCAUGUACUUUUUACAUGAUAAUAAGUAACUUUUUUGACCGAUGUGAAUGUGGUUAUGUACAUGGUAAACUUUCCAUUAACCAGCUAGGUACAUAUAUGACAGCUUUAGUGCACCGAUUUACGUUUUGUUGACUACCAUUAUACAAUGUACAUCAGUGUACCUGUACUGUAUAUACCAUAAAUUAUCUGAGUAUUGAAAUCCAAAACAUCUUAGGAUUCCCACGUUCAUCUUAGUAAACAGUUUUCAUUUAAAAACUAAAAAGCUGCCUAUUGGAAAAAUGUGAAUAGACCAAUAGACCUACAUAUAAAUGUGUGCAUGCUGCUAAUAAUGAGAUCCUCUUCACUUUAGGCUACAACUAUGGCCAGCUGAGGCCAUUGUACAAAUAAUCAAAAAAUCGCUGAACAAGUUUUAAUUGUAGAGUGGUUAGCUUGACUAUUUUUUAAAAUCUACAGUUUUGCCCACUUCAGAACACUUACAGGUAUGUCUGAGGAAAAGAAUUUUGAGGAUUUGCUGAAAAUGAUCAAAGAUUCACAUCUGUUUGAGAGAAAUUUAACCAGUAGUACCUUAUUGAAUGUUUUGUGGUUAUUUUAUUACCAGUAGCCAUGCCUCUGGUUUAUUCUUGAUAAUGAGCAAAUACCAUUCUAGAUAUUACUACUUAAUGUAAAUUAGGUAAAACUUUCUCCUGGAAUCUUAAUUCAUGUGUUUGUAACAUUGGUUGGUGUAUAAAUGAUCCUAGCAGUAGGCAUUAUACAUACUAGGGAUUAUGUCGCAUUGGAGAAAGCAGACAUUUUGCAUCGUUUUUCAUAGGAAGCAAGAUUGAUGACGCAUCACUUGUUGAGUAUUGUGGAUUACAUAUAAUACAUUUGGCAUUAUAGAGAUGUAUUUGAAGGGGUCAUAGUAAUGAAUGGUUUUGUGAUUAAGACUGUGAUAAAGUGGUGAUAAUUUGAUUCUGUGGAUUGAGUUGAUGGGAAAAUUCCCAGCUUGCAAGUUCAUGUGGAAAAAUACCAUUGUUGAGUAUCACUGUUACAUUUAACCUUCGAGAGUUUGUUGUAUUUGAAUUUAGAACUUGAAUAUUACAGCUUGAUAGUUCUUCAGUCUUAUUAAAGGCAUGUGCCUGUUCUAUUUAAACAA
Liolophura sinensis is the source of this 9233-nucleotide messenger RNA. RefSeq lists its product as uncharacterized. The record is from RefSeq and is a predicted model, not a curated record. The transcript has 6 exons. Gene Ontology annotation, cellular component: cytoplasm; nucleus. Gene Ontology annotation, biological process: mRNA stabilization; male meiosis I; meiotic cell cycle. Lineage: Eukaryota; Metazoa; Mollusca; Polyplacophora; Chitonida; Chitonidae. Bases 1089 to 3329 code for a protein of 746 amino acids.